Eucalyptus grandis is the source of this 1764-nucleotide messenger RNA. RefSeq names its product protein NRT1/ PTR FAMILY 4.5. The record is from RefSeq and is a predicted model, not a curated record. NCBI's taxonomy places the organism in Eukaryota, Viridiplantae, Streptophyta, Magnoliopsida, Myrtales, Myrtaceae. Gene Ontology annotation, cellular component: membrane. Gene Ontology annotation, molecular function: transmembrane transporter activity. Gene Ontology annotation, biological process: transmembrane transport.
AUGUUUACUGAUAAAGGAAAACUGAACCUAUCGAUGGAGACUGAGGCUGAAUUUGUUGAGGGGAAGGUGGAUUGGAAGGGAAGAAAAGCUUUGAAGCACAAGCAUGGUGGGAUGAGAGUUUCUUUGCUCAUUCUGGCAGCAUUUGGUUUUGAGAGCUUGGCGAUUGUAGCACUUGCUGUCAACUUGGUGACAUACUUCAACGGAGUGAUGCACUUUGAGCUGGCUGAAGCAGCUAACCAGCUCACAAACUUCAUGGGGACUAGUUACAUCCUCUCCAUACUGGCAGCCAUUCUCGCCGACACUUUCAUUGGCAGAUUCAAACUGCUCAUUUCAGCCUCGAUCCAAUUACUGGGACUAGCACUCCUAACAGUGCAAGCUCACUACCCAAAGCUCCGACCACCGCCGUGCAACGUUUAUCUUACUUCCCACUGCAAGAAAAUCAGUGGUGGAGAUGCUGCUCUCCUAUUCCUCAGCCUAUACUUGUUGGCAACCGGCAGCGCGGGCAUGAAGGCCUCCCUGCCAGCCCAUGGUGCUGACCAGUUUGAUGAAAGAAAUCCACGGGAGGCGAGGCAGAUGUCGAGCUUCUUUAACUGCAUCUUGCUGUCUGUAUGCACCGGGGCGGUGGCGAGCCUGUCAGUGGUUGUCUGGAUCCAAGUUAACAAAGGAUGGGACUGGGGGUUUGGCUUGUCUACCUUUGCCAUGAUCUUGGCAAUAAUCAUCUUCGCCGUGGGAUUGCCACUGUACCGUAUUCAGCUAGUUCAGAAAUCGAAUGCCAUCAUUGAAAUCAUUCAGGUAUAUGUAGCUGCAAUCAGCAAACGAGAUCUUCAACUUCCUAAGGACCCGAAAGAGCUUUAUGAACUUGAUAAAGACGGAGAAGCAGCGUUGGAAGCAGAAUUUUUACCUCACACUGAAAGUUUCAGGUUUCUUGACAAAGCAGCCAUGCAGACAGCUUCUCCGGAGCAAUAUGGAGGUGCGAAAGGGCCAAAUCGAUGGGCGUUGUGCCGGGUCACACAAGUGGAGAAUGCCAAAAUCAUAUUAGGCAUGGUCCCUAUCUUCUGUUGCACCAUCAUCAUGACUCUAUGCCUUGCUCAGCUUCAAACCUUCUCCAUCCAACAAGGCCAAACCAUGGACACAAGCAUCACUAGCUCCUUCCACAUUCCACCAGCCUCCCUGCCCAUCAUCCCAUUCGCCUUCUUGAUUGUCAUCAUCCCAGUCUAUGACCAGGUCUUUGUACCCUUUGUGCGCAAGCUCACAGGCCACCCUGCUGGCAUCACGCACCUGCAGCGCAUUGGGGUUGGUCUGGUCCUGUCCUCUAUCUCGAUGGCAGUGGCUGCGGCUGUUGAGGUCAAGCGAAAAGCUGUGGCAAGGAACCGCCACAUGCUCGAUGCGAUGCCUGUGCUCCAACCUCUCCCAAUCAGCGUGUUCUGGCUGUCCUUCCAGUACUUCAUUUUCGGGAUUGCGGACUUGUUCACAUAUGUGGGGCUCCUCGAGUUCUUCUACUCUGAAGCGCCGAAGGAGCUCAAAUCGGUCUCAACUUGCUUCUUCUGGAGCUCCAUGGCACUCGGAUACUUCUUCAGCACGAUAAUGGUGAAGAUCGUGAAUGGUGUGACGAAUGGGAUAACGAGGAGUGGAGGCUGGUUGGCCGGGAACAACAUUAACCGGAACCAUUUGAACCUGUUCUACUUGUUGCUUUCCAUGCUUAGCUUGAUCAACUUCUUCGCCUAUUUGAUUACAGGAGUCACCAAUGAAAGCAACACCAGGUGA